Hemibagrus wyckioides is the source of this 2428-nucleotide messenger RNA. RefSeq names its product calcium activated nucleotidase 1b (gene cant1b). Gene Ontology annotation, molecular function: GDP phosphatase activity; UDP phosphatase activity; calcium ion binding. The transcript is spliced from 4 exons. Gene Ontology annotation, biological process: proteoglycan biosynthetic process. Bases 267 to 1490 code for a protein of 407 amino acids. NCBI's taxonomy places the organism in Eukaryota, Metazoa, Chordata, Actinopteri, Siluriformes, Bagridae. The record is from RefSeq and is a predicted model, not a curated record.
AAUAAUACUAGUGCAAAGGGUGAAACGAUGCAAAUGUGGCUUUUGCAUGAGACAGAACUUGAGUAACCUCUGGGAACUGCAUGGAAUGGGAGCAUUAUCUAAUGCGCCUGUAUUCAAAAGCACGAUCAGAGUGGUUUAAAAGGAGUGCAUCUGAAACCUUCACCUCACCCAAACUUCACCCAGUUCUUAAACCACUCCUAAACGUGUGCCAUUAAAGUACUGAUUAUGUAUGCGGAUUAUCCAGGAAUGCAGUUAAAUUCUUUCUUAUGAUUGCUCCACCCCCCAAUGACCUGAUGACUACCCGGAUCUCCAUGCGGUCCCUUCCCUCCUUGGCGUCCAUCAGCAGUGCUAGCUCUGACCCCCGCUUCCAUUUCAAAUGGAGGGCCAUCACAGUGGUAACUAUACUAGCCUUGGGUCUGCUGCUCUAUCUGCACCAAACGGCAGGGGGCGCUACAGAGGACACACAACUUUUUCCAUCGUUUCGUCUUAGUGAUGGUGCACGUCGGUUGAUCCGGGAUGCGACUGCCAAAAAGGAGGCCAGUUACAACCAAACCUACCCUCUGAGCCCACCUGAGCACACAGCUAAUGGUGUCCGCUACCGAAUAGCUGUGAUCGCAGACUUGGACACAAACUCCCGCAGCACCAAGGACAAUACCUGGUUCAGCUAUAUGCAGCGAGGCCAUCUGAUCGUGUCAGACAGCGGGGAACGAGUGGAGGUAGAGUGGGACCCAGACAAGGUAGUGCUGGAGAGCCAUUUAUCAGAAAAAGGGCGUGGGAUGGAGCUUUCCGACCUGGUGGCGUUUAAUGGACGUCUGUACAGCGUGGACGAUCGAACAGGCGUGGUGUACCGCAUCGAAGACAACCGGGCUGUACCAUGGGUCAUCCUGCCUGAUGGAGAUGGCAGUGUUUCCAAAGGUUUUAAGGCGGAGUGGCUGGCAGUGAAGGAUGAGCACCUGUAUGUGGGUGGGCUGGGGAAGGAGUGGACAACAACCACAGGCGAAUUCGUCAACAACGACCCCCAGUGGGUGAAAGUCAUCGGCUUCCAGGGUGAUGUGCACCAUGAGAACUGGGUGUCUAAUUAUGUUGCCCUGAGGGGUGCGGCAAGCAUCAAACCCCCUGGUUAUAUGAUACACGAGUCUGCGGUGUGGAGCGAGCGCCGACAGCGUUGGUACUUCCUCCCUCGCCGCGCCAGCUCUGACCGCUACGAGGAAACAGCCGACGAGCGCCGCGCCACCAACCUGCUCCUGACCUGCACAGCUGAUUUCAGCCACAUCUCCGUGUCCCGAGUCGGACGGCUGCUCCCCACUCACGGCUUCUCAGCCUUCAGGUUCGUUCCCAAUACCCAUGACAACAUGGUUCUGGCACUGAAGUCUGAGGAGGACGCAGGAAAAAUCGCCACCUAUAUCACAGCCUUCACGCUGGAGGGACGAGUCCUGCUGCCUGAGACAAAGAUCGGAGACGUGAAGUAUGAAGGGCUGGAGUUCAUCUAGGUUAUUAGAGGAGAGUAGAUUUCUCACAUGGAAGUCACUGGGUAUGUGACCAUGUGAGCUUCUGUGCAAUGUUAUAGAUAUAAAAUGUCAUAAACACAUCAGUUUCUCUUUGAUAGUUCUGUAUGCAGUGGUGAAUUUGUGUCCCCAUAGAGACAAGCACCUGAAACCUGUGCUCUCAUGGGGAGGGAGAUCGAUGAGGUCAAACAAAACACGAAGAGACAGAGCGAAAUAGGCAGCUCACAGAGCUUACACGUUCGCCAUGUAGUCUCAAACGUGGGCCGACGUCUUUCCUCAGCAUCUCUGUGAAAAACAGCACUGCUAAAGACUCAGGGUUUUUAUUUUUGUUGUUGUUUAAAGCGCACAACAUGGACUAACUACCCAAACUGGAAUGAUCCAAGAGACAAAAUCUUGUCUUUUAUUAAGUGGACUUGAAGGAUGCAUUCAUUGAUGCAAAUGAAUCAUGUUCAUUUCUGUAUGUUUUUAUUUAUAUCUUUUUAAAAGAUCAUGCAGAUAUUUGUAAAAAUUCACCCAAAUUUUGAAGCCCAGGUUUGGGGUGGUUUCAUGAAGUCUACCACAAAGACAGAAAAACACCGUAUAUGCAUAUAUCUCUUAUUAUGCAAAUUAGAAAUGCUCCUACAUACGUUAGUAGAUGUAAUAAUAAUAAUGAUGAUGAUGAUGAAGAAGAAUCAUUAGUAAUAAUAUGUAAUAAUCCCUCUGCACACUCCAGAAAGUGUUUAAUCAUAAACCAGAAUGUUUUAAGAUUUAGGGUGACUUUAACGAGUGUUUUAUUUCUGUUUUAGUCUCAUGUUUUAAAAUCCUGCUGAAAUGCAUAUACGCUCAAUGAAUGUUGCUCUUCUGAGUUGUUUCUGUGAUGAUAUAGUAAUAUUUAACAGCCUUCUUCAUCUUGGACAAGGAAUUAAAACUGAAGAUGCCUAACA